UAUCAAUUCUCCUCAUCGUCACAAUGGCACAAUGCAAAGCCCUAACCACCCCCAACACCAUGUGGGACUUUUGUCCCUCCCUCGCCGCCGCCUACCUCUUCACCAUCCUCUUCGCCCUCACCACUCUCCUCCACACGCUGCAAGCCAUCCUCCACCGCAAACCCUACUGCUGGGUGAUUGUCAUGUCCGGCCUCAUCCAAACCGUCACCUACAUCUUCCGCGUCCUCAGCAUCCUCAACCCCGCCAGCUACACCGACUACGCCGCCUGGUUCGUGCUCAUCCUGAUCGCGCCCCUCUGGACCAACGCCUUCGUGUACAUGGUCAUGGGUCGCAUGGUGUGGAAUUUCACCGAUGAUGCGCGGGUGCUCCGCAUGCGGCCGUGGCAUUUCGGGUUGGCGUUUGUGGUGUUGGAUGUGAUAGCUUUUAUUAUUCAAGUCUACGGCGCCGCCCAAGCCGCCGGAAACAACAUCGCGUAUAGUGUCGAAAUGACGGGUCUGCAUAUCUACAUGGGUGGGGUGGGCGUGCAACAGCUCUUCGUGUUGGUGUUUAUUUUCUGUGCCAUUGUGCUCCACCAGAAGAUCCGGCAGCAGCGGAGACCCGAUCAACGCGAUGCGUUGGUACUCCUGUAUGUGCUGUAUGGGUGUUUGGCGUUGAUCACUAUGCGAAUCAUCUUCCGACUGUGUGAGUAUGCACAGGGCUUGGAUAGCUCGAUACCCCAGCAUGAAGCGUAUCAGUAUUGUUUGGAUUCGGUGCCGAUGUUGUUGGCGUUGGUGGGGUUGAAUGUUGUGCAUCCGGGACGGUUGAUGCCGGGGAAGGAGAGUGAUUUGCCGGGGCGGAAGGAGAGAAAGCGGAUGGGGGGAGAUACCAAGGCGAGUGUGUUGGGGAGGGGGAAUGAUCUGGUAUGUUUACUUUAUUCCUUGUGUUGUUGCACUCGAGUGGAGAGUGGUGGGCUUGCCGAUGGCUAA
Molecule: messenger RNA, 965 nt
Organism: Aspergillus ibericus CBS 121593
Lineage: Eukaryota; Fungi; Ascomycota; Eurotiomycetes; Eurotiales; Aspergillaceae
Product: RTA1 domain-containing protein
Exons: 4
Coding region: 24-965 (313 amino acids)
Cellular component (GO): membrane
Source: RefSeq, a predicted model, not a curated record